Molecule: messenger RNA, 364 nt
Organism: Prorocentrum cordatum
Lineage: Eukaryota; Dinophyceae; Prorocentrales; Prorocentraceae
Source: the annotation of a GenBank genome assembly
GCAAGCAGUGCACCGCGCUGGUGGACAGCGGAACCUCCCUGCUUGCGGUGCCGAAGGGGGUCGUCGAGAAGAUCCAGGACAUCGUCGCGAACAUGGGCGCCGACUGCGAUCUGUCGCGGCUCCCCUCGCUAAUGUUCGAGCUUGGUGGCAAUAUGCUAUCGCUGCCACCGGACGCCUACGUCGCCCAGACGUCAGGGUCCGUGUCCUCGGAGAUGACGAGCCUGGUCAGAAUUCGCGACGUCUCUGGAGGCGGCAACCGCCAGACGGGGGAGACGUGCAAGGUGCUGCUGAUGGAGUCCUACAUGGACUCCAAGCAAGGCCCCCUGUGGAUCUUCGGCAUGCCCUUCUUCAGAAAGUACUACAC